UGAUUUCGUUGCCUAUAGAUCCGUUAGUUUUACUUGAAUUACCAUGUCAGAAUUCAUCAUCAUCAUGUGACGAUGAAGUUUUAGACUGUGCAGCUGGUUUAAUUCCAACGAAAUCCAAGAAUUUAUUAUUAUCCUCUGGAAGCGUAACUUAUACACGGUCCCGUCGUUCUGUCAUUCCAACUAACCUGGACAUCAUACUAGGUCUUAUUCCUGGUAUUGGUUGUGGUAAGUUCGUAUGUUAA
Molecule: messenger RNA, 242 nt
Organism: Adineta ricciae
Lineage: Eukaryota; Metazoa; Rotifera; Eurotatoria; Adinetida; Adinetidae
Source: the annotation of a GenBank genome assembly